AUGGCAGCCCCAAUGCAGGAGCCGGACACCCUGGGAUUUGACCAGACGACGACGCAGUUCGUGAACUGGUUCACCGCGGCUAAUGGAACCCGACUUAGUCCCAAGGUUCAGUUGAAGGAUCUCAGGCAUGAGAACGCUGGAAGAGGCGCUGUCGCGAUAGCAGAUAUCGCCUCAGAUGAAGAAUUGUUCGCAAUUCCUCGAUCCCUGGUCCUCACUACCGCGACAUCCAGCAUUCCCCGCUCCGUCCUCAAGGAACUAGAGGACAAGGGUGCCACCGGGGCAUGGCCGCCAUUGAUCGUGACCAUCAUCUACGAGUAUUUGCGAGGAGAGUCCUCUCCGUGGCAUCCCUACUUCAAGAUCCUGCCCACCACCUUCAACACCCUCAUGUUUUGGAAUGAUGCCGAGCUUGCCGAGUUACAAGCCAGUGCAGUGGUUGACAAGAUUGGGCGUCGUCAGGCCGAGGAAGAAUGGCAAAACACCAUCAUUCCUACAAUGGCAGACCACCCUGAUCUCUUUCCUGUGGGCGGGUCCUCCGCGAAACUCAUCGAACUUGCCCACAUGGCUGGCAGUUUGAUCAUGGCGUACGCUUUCGAUAUCGAUCGAGACGACAUGGAAGAUGACAAUGACAACGACAAAGACGGCGCUGAUUCUGCAGACGACGAGUUCGAGGAGGAUGACGAAGAUGAGCCAUUCAAGGGCAUGGUGCCAUUUGCCGACAUGUUGAAUGCUGACGCCGACAAGAACAAUGCUCGUCUGUUUCAGGAACCUGACUACCUCAUCAUGAAGGCCACAAAGCCAAUCUCAGCCGGCGAGCAAAUCUUCAACGACUAUGGCCCUCUCCCUCGCUCCGACCUUCUCCGUAUGUAUGGCUAUGUCACCGAUAACUACGCUCAGUACGAUGUCGUCGAGUUCUCGCAUGACCUUUUGCUCGAGGUGGCUGGGAAACACAGCAAGAGCAAGGAUCAAGUAUGGCGGGAGCGUGAACAGCAACUUGAUGAACUUGGUGUGUUAGACGACGGUUAUGCUAUUACCCGGCCCGAGUACGACACCCAAGGUCUCCAGGAUGUGCUUCCUGGACAGGUACACAUGCUCUUGCGAGCUCUUUGUGCGCGUGAAGAUGACCCCAAAGCCCUCAAGAAGCCCAAGGACGCUGUCACAGUUGAAGAAGCCGCUCUGCUACAGGCAGUGCUUACCAAGAAGCUGAGCGAGUAUGCCACGUCUUACGAGACAGACCAGGCAAUUUGGGGCGCCCUGCGGUCGAACCCUCCUGGUUUCAAUGUGCCAGCCGGUUGCAAUCCGCAGCGAUUCUGGAUGGCACUCCAGGUCAGGAUAGGCGAGAAGGAAAUCUUGCGACAACUAAUUGCAUUAUGCCAGGCGCACAUCAAGCAGAAGUCCGAGGAAGUCGCUGCUGGAGCGUCCAAGCGAAAACACGACGGCAGCACAGAUACGCAAUCAAGGAAAACGGCAAGAAGAGAAAAACACCGGUGA
Exophiala dermatitidis NIH/UT8656 is the source of this 1488-nucleotide messenger RNA. Its product is annotated as SET domain-containing protein 6. Bases 1 to 1488 code for a protein of 495 amino acids. Gene Ontology annotation, cellular component: nucleus. Gene Ontology annotation, biological process: peptidyl-lysine monomethylation. Gene Ontology annotation, molecular function: protein binding; protein-lysine N-methyltransferase activity. The transcript is spliced from 3 exons. The record is from RefSeq and is a predicted model, not a curated record. Lineage: Eukaryota; Fungi; Ascomycota; Eurotiomycetes; Chaetothyriales; Herpotrichiellaceae.